Exophiala bonariae is the source of this 1716-nucleotide messenger RNA. RefSeq lists its product as uncharacterized. Bases 1 to 1716 code for a protein of 571 amino acids. Gene Ontology annotation, cellular component: extracellular region. The transcript has 2 exons. Lineage: Eukaryota; Fungi; Ascomycota; Eurotiomycetes; Chaetothyriales; Herpotrichiellaceae. The record is from RefSeq and is a predicted model, not a curated record.
AUGAAGGUCUCCGCGAGUGCCUUCGUCGUGCUCGCCAGUAGCUCAACGGCACUUGGCUCUUGGAUUGACUGGGUCCCGUUCGGAAAGGAUGUAACUGUUACCUCCACGGCUACCAGAACAGUGCAGAUCUGCCCCUGCAAUGGUGAAGUACGUGUUACCCAGCCUCACGCAGCAGGUGACCCGACUGGAACAAUCAAGCAUUACUAUGCCACCGGACUCAUCGACCCUGGCUGGACGAAACCAAGAGAGACCAUCACCAAGGCUGGUCCAAUCGUCGUUGUCUUCACCACCGCUGGUUCUAUGACAACCAAGACGGGUGUAAAGAUCGAGCUGAUCCCAACCAAGGGCCCCGUCAUUACCAAGACAAUCUGGACUGGUGCUCAGCCUACUGAUCAUCUUGCAUGGGUUGACUGGGUCGACGAUGAUGAUAACAAUGGUGGUACAUUGACUCGAUCUCACACCAAGACUGAGACUGUCUAUGGUCCAGCUCCAACUGAUCCCCAGCAUGAGCCCUGGGCUGACUGGCUAGCCACGACCAACACCAAAAAAUCCACCACCAAGGCCACUAGCAAGACAACCACCAAGUCUACCACCAAGUCUGCCACCAAGUCGACUAGCAAGGCCAGCAGCGGCGUUGGGCCUACCUACCCCUGGGGUAGCUCUUCAACCACCUCUACCACCACCACCUCCUCCACCUCCGCCAGCGUGGGCACGACCAGCAGCUCAAGCACCAGCUCGUCUAGCAGCUUCAGCAUUGGUCCCGUGGGAGCAAGCACUACAACCAGCUCUAGCUCCUCAUCGCUGAGCACGACAAGCUCAGGCAGCAGCAGCUUCAGCAUCGGCCCUAUCGGCGGCAGCACCACGACUAGCAGCUCCAGCACAGUGAGCACCACCAGCUCCUCAAGCAGCAGCUUCAACGUGGGUCCUAUUGGAGGAAGCACCACCACCAGCUCGAGCAGCAUCAGUACCACCACUAGCAGCAGCAGCGUCAACGUUGGCCCCAUUGGUGGCAGCACCACCGCGAGCUCAAGCAGCAGUGUCAAUGUUGGUCCCAUUGGAGGCAGCACCACCACCACAUCUUCCGUCGCAGCUGUGCAGCCCACCACCACGACCUCCAGUGCUGCAGUCAUUGUCUCCACCACUACGAGCGCUGCCGCCACUACCAGCACCACCGCUGCAGCAGGCUCAAUUGUCAUCGACGACGUUCGCGGCCUGAACUACAUCGACGCCAUCUUGCUCGCACACAACUCCCACCGCCGCAACCAUUCAGCUGUUGAUCUUACCUGGUCUCCCAGCCUUGCCGCCACCGCCAAUACCAUUGCCUCAUCCUGCAUCUACGCCCACAACAUCGCUGUCGAUGGUGGCGGCUACGGCCAAAACAUUGGCGCCGGAUACACACCCAACCAAGUGGGCGUUAUGAUCACCAACGAUAUGUACAACGGCGAAUUCAGCAACUUCCCAGGCCCCUUUGACACCGACAACAUCGACCUGACCAACUUCAACAACUUUGGCCAUUUCACCCAAAUCGUCUGGAAGGGCACCACCCAAGUCGGCUGUGCAACCGUCACCUGCCCUGGUGGAUUGGUCAAUGCAGGCUUCACGCCUUUCUUCACCGUUUGCAAUUACUCGCCCCCUGGAAACAUCCGUGGCGCGUACUCGAACGUUGGUGCGCCGUUGGGCCAGCCCAUCCAUGUUGUGUUGGCGAAUGCUAACUAG